Heterocephalus glaber (naked mole-rat) is the source of this 3153-nucleotide messenger RNA. It is a transcript of the gene Pafah2, whose product is annotated as platelet activating factor acetylhydrolase 2. Gene Ontology annotation, molecular function: 1-alkyl-2-acetylglycerophosphocholine esterase activity. The record is from RefSeq and is a predicted model, not a curated record. Lineage: Eukaryota; Metazoa; Chordata; Mammalia; Rodentia; Bathyergidae.
GAGGCAGAACGUGCUUUUAAGCGUCCAUAUUGAGUCCUGGAAACUACAACUACCAAAGGGCCACGGCUCCUGGGCGGUUUCUCGUUUCCGUCUAGUGAAACAUCUGAGGUUGCUUCUGAGGGAUCACCUUGACUGGCCAUCAAGUUUAGCAUCGCUCCAGUCGUUUGGUCCACCUGGUGAUGAGAUGGGGACCAGCCAGUCCAUGUGCUUUCCACCUGUCUCCGGACCCCACCUUGUAGGCUGUGGGGAUGUGAUGGAGGGCCAGGGUCUCCAGGGGAGCUUCUUUCGACUCUUCUACCCCUGCCAAGCGGCAGCAGAGACCACGGAGCAACCACUGUGGAUUCCCCGCUCCGAGUACUGCACUGGCCUGGCUGAUUACCUGCAGUUUAAUAAGCGCUGGGUGGGGUUGCUGCUCAGCCUGGCUGUGGGAUCUUGUCGCCUGCCUGUCAGCUGGAAUGGCCCCUUUAAGACAAAGGACUCUGGAUACCCCUUGAUCAUUUUCUCCCAUGGCCUAGGAGCUUUCAGGACACUCUAUUCAGCCUUCUGCAUGGAGCUGGCCUCCCGUGGCUUUGUGGUGGUUGUGCCAGAGCACAGGGACCAGUCAGCCGCUGCUACCUAUUUCUGCAAGCAGGCCCCAGGGGAGAACCAGCCCUCCAAUGAGUCACUAGAGGAGGAAUGGAUCCCUCAUCGUCGAAUUGAGGAAGGGGAAAAGGAAUUCCAUGUUCGGAAUCCCCAGGUACACCAGCGGGUAAAGGAGUGCAUGCACGUGCUGAGGAUCCUGCAGGAAGUCACUGCAGGGAGGACUGUCCUCAACAUCUUGCCUGGUGGGUUGGAUCUGAUGACUUUGAAGGGUAGCAUCGACAUGAGCCGCGUGGCUAUGAUGGGACAUUCAUUUGGAGGGGCCACAGCUAUUCUGGCUUUGGGCAAGGAGGCCCAGUUUCGGUGUGCUGUGGCCCUGGAUGCUUGGAUGUUUCCUCUGGAACAAGACUUUUACCCCAAGGCCCAGGGCCCUGUGUUCUUUAUCAAUGCUGAGAAAUUCCAGACAGUGGAGAGUGUCAACUUGAUGAAGAAGAUAUGUGCCCAGCAUGAACAGUCCAGGAUCAUAACUGUCCUUGGCUCUAUUCAUCGGAGUCAAACUGACUUUGCUUUUGCGACUGGCAACUUGCUUGGUAAAUUCUUAUCCGCUCAAACCCGUGGGAGCUUGGACCCCUACCAAGGUCAGGAGAUUAUGGUGCGGGCCAUGUUGGCUUUCCUGCAGAAGCACCUUGACCUGCAAGAGGACUAUGACCAGUGGAACAACUUCAUUGAAGGCGUUGGACCAUCACUCACUCCAGGCGCCCCGCACCAUCUGUCAAGUCUAUAGGCACUACUGGCCAUUUGUAAAAGAUCACAUGAGUUGAGUUUCCAUUUAGGGGCUGCCCAGGAGCGCCCAUACCUUAGGAAGUGGUCAGCAUGACCGUUUUGUACAGAUUGUGAGGAUGUAAUCACACCACUGAGUGAAUAACUGGGUACUUUAAUCUUGGACUUGAUGUUAAACUCACAUUGGGACUGAUCACUGACUGAUUGGCAAACUGACUCUCUGGACCCUGAGCCCUGAUGAAGUGGGGAGCAAGCAGUGGGGUGGGUCUGGAAGUGCCCCAGGUCCAAGCUGAGCCUGUGAAGCCUGGAGUGAAGACAACCUGGUGAGCCUGGUGGGCCUGCUCCUUCACCAAGGGGCAGGGUUGCGUCUUUAGCAGAAGUUAGAAGCCAAAGGACAGGGUGAAAAUCUUCAGGCCACUCACCUGACCUGGCACUCUUCCUGCCCCUCAGCCUUCUUCCUCGCAGGGCCACUUGCUGAAGUGUGUGAGCACUUUUGGUAACUUUCUAGGAUAUGAACCAUCGUCGCAUUUUCCAUUUAUUUUCAAGUCUUCUCAUUUCAAGAAACACAGCCUCAGGCACUUAGUACUGAAUGACCUGAGCCCACAGGGGGCACACAGUAUGUCUCAGAACCCAAGGAGAGACACGCAGGCCCAAAGAUGCUGAGCUACUUCAGAAGGUCUGGGUGCCUUUGGGAUUUUUCCAAAAGUAUAUCCUGACAGAAAACAACAUGAGUAGGUUGAGAUGGGCAGGUAGAAUAACACUGCUGAGUAGCCAUUCACACAGGCCCUUGCCAUAAGAGAGGGGUGGUUUGGUCAGUGCAAACUCAGAGAGGUCUAGGAUCAGCUUGGUCUUGCCUUCUACCUCAGAUGCCACAAACCUCCAACUUACUCAGAAUUGGGUGCUUUCAUUGUCAGUUCUUUUUUUUUUUUUGGUAUCGGCGAUUGAACGCUGGACCUUGCGCUUGUGAGGCAGGUGCUGGAACCACUGAGCUAAAUCCCCGGCCCGUUGUCAGUUCUUUUGCUCUGAGGGUCUCACCACAAAUUUAAGUCAGGAUACCAAAUUUGCAUUCUGUUUCAUUUAUAAUUUAAAUGAUAUUGAUACUCAUGUUUGCCUAAUGAUAUGUUGAAUAUUUUCUCUGUUUAAUCUGCAUUAGAGCAAGAUGGGGAACCAUCUGGAAGUGACUUUCCUUCUGUCUUUCUUUGUUCACUAACCACUUUGUGAAAAAAAAUCUUUAAAAGGAAAGGAAGUCUUCCUAGUGAUGUAGUUCAAAGCUGGGUGGGAACGUCCACCUGAGAUUCUAAGAAUUCUCACCUUAGUCCAAGGAAGAGGACCCCAGAAGAAGCAAGAACAAAAGGGAAAUGUGCAUGGUAGUUCAAGGUCAGGGCCCCCAAAGCAAGCAAGACGAUCAUAGUGUCAGGAGGAUAUCAUUAGAACCCUGGGCUCUGGAGUUAGUCUGGUUCCACCACUGCCAACUGGGUAAAUUUAAACAAAUGAUAUUCUUUUUCCAAUCUCAGUUUCCUACAUUUCUCAAAGAUCUACCUUAUGAAUAGUUGGGAAGAUUAAGUGAGAGAGUGUAUAACCCACGGGUUAUUAAAAUGUGUGUUUUCUACUUUGCAAAUAUAGGAGGGUUUUCUAAGUUAUAGUUACUAUUUUCUAGAUGAAUUGCUUUGUGGUCCAAGAAAAUGACCCAUAUGAUUUCCAUCCUUCAAGAUUUAUUGAAACUUAACUGUUGCCCAGUGAGAGGUUGAUUUUGUAAAUGUUCCAUGUAUACUUUAAAAAUCUGUCUACUCUGAA